AAUAAAGGUGGGUUGGAAGCUAAACUAUCAUACCAAUCAGUGUCUAUAUUCUUAUUCCAAUGGCACCAACAGCUCCAACCAUGUUUGCAAAAUUCCAUUCAAAUGGUGAUGAGGGAGCAAUUGAUCAAGAAGAACUUAGUGAAGAAAUGAAGGAUCUCAUUCUCUCUCUUCCAAGAGAGAGAGGUUGGAGAACCAAAUAUCUAUAUCUAUUCCAAGGCUUUUGGUGCCAACCAGCUGAAAUCCAAGCCAUAAGCACUUUUCAGAAGCACUUCCAAGCCAAGCACAGUGAUGUCUUUGUUGCCACAGUGCCAAAAUCAGGCACCACAUGGUUGAAGGCACUAACCUUUGCCAUUGUAAACCGCCAGAAACAUUUAACCUUCUCCAAGAGCCACCCUUUAUUAAAUUCCAAUCCCCAUGACCUUGUUCCUUUCAUUGAGUACACUGUUUAUGGGAAACAUGACAAGGUUCCUGAUUUAUCCAAAAUCCCUGAGCCAAGGCUUUUUGGAACCCACAUUCCAUUUUCUUCUCUGCCCAAUUCAAUCACCAAAGGCUCCAAUUGCAAGAUUGUUUAUAUCUGCAGGAACCCUUUUGACACUUUCAUCUCUUCUUGGUGUUUUGUCAACAAAAUCAAACCACCUUCAUUACCCACAUUGAUGCUUGAGGAGGCUUUUGACAUGUUUUGUAAUGGGGUGGUUGGGUUUGGCCCAUUUUGGAAUCACAUGUUGGGUUAUUGGAAUGAGAGCAUUGAGAGACCAAACAAGGUUCUGUUCUUGAAAUAUGAGGACAUGAAAGAAGAUCCUGUUUUUCACUUGAAAAAGAUUGCUGAGUUCUUAGGUUGCUCUUUCUCCUUGGAGGAGGAAAGUGGGGGUGUAAUUGAGAACAUAAUUGAUUUGUGUAGCUUUGAGAAGAUGAAGGAAUUGGAGGUAAAUAAGUCUGGAACAUUUGCCAGGAUUUUCAAGAACAAGUUCUUGUUCAGGAAGGCUGAAAUUGGGGAUUUUGUGAAUCAUCUGUCACCUUUCAUGGUGGAGAAAUUAUCCAAAGUCAUGGAAGAGAAGCUAGGUGGGUGUGGUUUGUCAUUUAGAGUGAACUCUCAAUAGUGGGGCAUGAACAAUUAAUCUACAUGUACGAAGUUGUACAAGUAACUUUACAAGAUGGGCCUACUCUGUUUGUUUUUAGCUAUAUAUAUAAUGCAAUAACCAUAUAUGUGUUUCAUAAACAUGUGAAACAAAUGUGGUUGUGGAUUUCCCAUUUUCAGAAUAAAAAGGUUUAUUGUGGACAGAAA
Molecule: messenger RNA, 1282 nt
Organism: Lotus japonicus
Lineage: Eukaryota; Viridiplantae; Streptophyta; Magnoliopsida; Fabales; Fabaceae
Product: cytosolic sulfotransferase 15-like
Exons: 1
Coding region: 60-1097 (345 amino acids)
Biological process (GO): sulfation
Cellular component (GO): cytoplasm
Molecular function (GO): sulfotransferase activity
Source: RefSeq, a predicted model, not a curated record